AUGCUGCGACCGAACGUAGUAUCCUACAAUGCAGCGAUAAGUGCUUGUGAGAAAGGAGGGGCUUGGGAGUAUUCCGUGGAGGUUCUGAAAGAGAUUGCCAGACAGGCACUUCGGCCAGACGGCACCAGCUUUAACGGGGCGAUUAGCGCAGCAGCACGGGGACGCCAAUGGCAGGUCUCGUUGGAGCUUUUCCAUGCCGAAGCAGGAGCUUUGAAACCUGAUCUUGUGGCAUUUGGAGCAGCAGUCACCGCUUGCGAGGCCGGCGGAAAGUGGGACUUGGCCUUGAGCAUCUUGGAGCAUGCAAAGGCGAUGAACAUUGAAUUGAACGAUGUGGUGUUCAAUGCAGCGAUCAGCGCAUGCGAAAAAGGCGGAAGAUGGCCUAUGGCGUUGAUGCUCCUUGAACAGAUGAAUUGCUUGACAGUUGAGGCGUCGUUGAUUUCCUUCAAUGCAGCCAUGAGUGCUUGUGCACAAGGCGGUCCCUGGUAUUUAACAUUGGCUCUUUUCGACUGUGCGCUUUUCUCCAAUUUGGACCCGGAUGAGUUUACGCUGAGCGCAGUUGUGGAUGCUUGUGCUCGGUGCGCUUUGACGGUCAGCAGUGGCAGCAAGCGAUUUCUCUUUUUUGCUUUUCCGAGCCUGACCUCACAGCCCUUGCAGCUGUCGCAUCAGUGCUUCCGGCGAUGUUCCACGCUUUCAGGCUCCGAAUCGUCCGAUGAUGCAGGCGAAGCGUCCCCAGCAUCAGUGACGCCCUUGACGAGGUAUUCAGCCUUGUCAUCCUUGUCGCCGGUGUCGCCUUUGACUCCGGCAGAAGGGCCAGCAUCCAGUAGUGAUUUGCCAUUGGCCGCCGCUUUAGCGGGGAAGCUACCAGCUGCCGAGGUGCAGCGAUUGAUGCGGGAUCAGCAGGGCUCCCGGCUGUUAGUGCAGCACCUGUCUGCCCAGUCGAAGGAGGCAUUGCUGAACGCAGCACUGCCACGUCUCGUCCGCUUAUCUUGUCACGAGCAUGCCUCAGCCGUGCUGUUGGAGUUGUUGGAGGGCGGUGAUGAGCGCUUGGGUGUCGAGUUGGCGAAGCAGUGCCAAAAUGCUGUGCUGAAGCUUGCACGCGACAAGUUUGGUUGCCGAAUCUUGCAGCGUGUGUUGGAGGUGUCAAAUAGGGAAGUACAGCGUCAGCUGGCCAUUGAAAUUGAAGGCGAAGUCUUUGCGUGCAGUCGCCACAUGCACGCGAACUUUGUGCUGCAGAAGUGUGUGCAAUUGCUGCCUGCCAGUGGUGUGGGUUUUAUCGUGCAAGGCAUCGAGGCGCAUGCUGUUGAGGCUGCUCAGCAUCAGUAUAGCUGCCGCGUGCUGCAACGACUAAUCGAGCAUUGCACGCACGAGAAGCUACGAACACUCUUGGACAAUUUGCUGAAGGAGGUGCCGCGCCUUGUAAAGGAUACCUAUGGGCACAAUGUGAUUCGUGCAGUUUUGUCCUACGGCGAACCUGAUGACCAGCGAGUCAUUAUCCGAUAUGUCCGCGGUCAUAUUCUUCAAUCAGCCCGCAAUCGACAAUCGAGCUUAGUUUUGGAGAAAUGCCUCGAUAUCGCCACAGGCGAACUUGAAGAGGAGCGCCGCGCCCUGCUUGCUGAGCUUUUGUGGGGCGAUGGACCUCCUUUGUUGGGGAUAUUGUUGGACCGCUUUGGCAACUACAUCGCGCAACGGGUGAUUCACCUCAGCAGCGGUCCAGAAGAAGUACGAUUGCAGGAGCAGAGCAGAUCAAUGAUGCGCAUUGUGAAGAUCAAGGUUGUGCUGAUUCCUUUGUGGUGGCUGAUGUCCCCUGCGAGCUUGCGGCGCUUGAUGACAAGCUCCGUGGACGCUCGACACAGCGAGACGGCUGCCCUGCCGAACCCGCCGCCACAACCUGCCUCUCGUAGCACGAGAGCAGAGGUGGGCCCUGAGGCUGCCACGGGUUCUUGGCCGCUAUCAAAUGGAUCGCCAUUUGUGCGGCACCGCCCUGCAAACAUGCAAUUGAAUCGAUCACAGUCACUCCAAGGAUCCACGGCUAAGGUGCAAAGCCUUCCCGUGCAGGAGAAGCAUUUGCCUAACUUGUUGGAGCACCAGGUUGCUGGCAACAAGUUGGAGCCGAAUCAGACGGUGUCACCAGGACUUCCUUCACAAGGCGGCGUUGCAGCCUCUUCAUCGUCUGGCUAUCCGAAUCCUCGGCGCUGA
Molecule: messenger RNA, 2196 nt
Organism: Durusdinium trenchii
Lineage: Eukaryota; Dinophyceae; Suessiales; Symbiodiniaceae
Source: the annotation of a GenBank genome assembly